Messenger RNA from Cervus elaphus (red deer), 10765 nucleotides. It is a transcript of the gene BEST3, whose product is annotated as bestrophin 3. The transcript has 9 exons. The coding region runs from base 3368 to 5305 and encodes 645 amino acids. Gene Ontology annotation, molecular function: chloride channel activity. Lineage: Eukaryota; Metazoa; Chordata; Mammalia; Artiodactyla; Cervidae. The record is from RefSeq and is a predicted model, not a curated record.
GAAAAUCCGACUGUGCAUGCGUGGAGCGGGAGCCGGGAGUACAGCCCCAACCCGAAGGCACCUCUGCAGGGGGAGACUGGAGAUUGUCUUUCCCGUCGGAGACGCCGGACACUCCAACCCAAACAAAUAGGUUACUCCUCAAGUGGAGAGGCAGCAUCUACAAACUACUGUACAGAGAAUUUAUUGUUUUUGCUGUACUUUACACAGCAAUAAGCUUGAUGUACAGGUACUUUCCUUUGCAUGUGUUCUUAAAUGACCAUCAAAUAGCAUAUAUGAAUACAGUCUCAAAAAUCCAAGUCCUUUGGUUGCCUCUGACUUUUGCAUUAUGUAAUCUCCUCCUUUGCAUGAUUCUCUGUCGCCUUCUUCUCCCUGGGGCUGAAUAUCUUAAUCCACACCUAACCAUUUUUGAGAUGUUAAAUGGACUCUAACCCAUCGUGUUUAGGUGGUUAUUCCAGCCCCACUUUAACUGGUCAUGAUGAAGUAUUAUUUGUGCUUCAGGAAUUUUGCUCCAGGCAAAAAAUGAAAGAUUUAUACCUAGAUCCUCCCUGAGUGAUGAUUUUUACCAUUCAAAAUCAUUAUUAGUGCCUCUGAAUGAUAUCAUCCAUAGUUUGAGUUUAUGAUUUGACUACUUGCAGCGACUACUUACAUAAUUAACACUUUCAUAAAUAGUGUAAAUCAGGCAACUUUCCUUCCUUUUUCCUGGAAUGACAACAUCUUAUCCAAGAUGGUGCCCCCAAACUUACCAAUAUCUCAAUUAAAGAAAAAGGCUAAAAACGAAUUUAUUUUCUUCAUAUCUUCAAAGUUGAGGGCACAUUAUAUUCACAAAAGAUGUUUAUUCUUUAUAACCUCACAAACUUUGCCUGUCAGAUUGACAGGUAAUUUGAGCAACAUUAUGUCCAUGAAAUACUUUUAUGACUAAAAAUUAUAGUCUUAAAAAAUUUUAUCAGUGUUAUAAAUGGGAAGCUCCAUGAGUUCUUUUAAUUAAUAUUGAUUGCAUAAUUUCUUCUCAGGGAGAAGUUAAAACUUAAAAUAGGAACGUUAAAGGUUUUUGAGGCUGUAUUUCCACCUUUUCUGUGCCUAUCAGUCUGUUCUUUCCCUUCCGCAUACCAUGAACAAAUUUGCGUGUCAUUGCUCUCACCUAUAUUCUUCCUUGCAGCAACAGGACCCCAUGUGGAGAAGAGGGAAGUUAAUUUGACUGGUCAGCAGUGACCAAAAGUGAACAGUUAUUUUGCUAUAUAUCAAAACUACUGUUCCAAAAAAAUGUAUAUAUUGGUAUACAUUUUGGCAAAAUAUCUUUAAAAGGGAAUUUUUAUUGAAAACCUCUAAUUAUUUUUUUAAUAAAUCCUCUAAAUACAGUAUUAUUUUGACAAUUUAUUUAUAUGGCAUCCAGUCCUUCACAAUAUCAAAUGGUGGAGGAAGACACAUGACGUUUCAGGAUAAUUGUCUCAUUCGUUUAUUUUUACUAAUGUGUAUUUAUUGCUGCUGCUGCUGCUUAGAAUAGAAUAGCUCUUAGAACAGUUGCAUCAUAGCCAGAGAUGCUCCACUGGGCCUUAAUUUUGGCUCCAAUGUCUUAUUUAUUUCCCACAAAAUUGUACGCGUAUAUUUUUUCUAAAGACCAAAAAGUGCUUGUGUUUAUAACAAUCAUCAUUAGUUCAAGCCAUUUUUCAUUCUCUAAAUUUCAAAUGUAAAAGCUUAUUAAAAUAGAUCCUUUAAUCUUGAUCAAAGCUCUACCAAGAACUACAGGCUGAAUCUGUCGGGCAAGUCAGACAUACCUGUAGACAAAUAUAGACAUAGUUUCAUUCUCAUAUCCACUAACAAUGCUAAAAUUGUUUAAUCCCAUUAUAAGCAAAUAGUUAUGCUUGUCAAAAAUCAUAAGAUAGAACCAGAAUUCACUAGUUUGAUUAUCUCUCUUUGUAUUUGGGGAUACGUUUGACAAAAUACUUGCUGUAGUACCUUCUGGCUAGUGAAAUUUCUGUGUCUAUUAGCUUAAUAUUUUUUCCUUUGACCACUUUAUUAUUGACUAUGACAUUAUACGCUAAGUGGUUUUAUAUAUCAUGUAUUCUCUAAUCCUCCUAACAUCUCUGAUACACAGGUAUUAUUAUUAUUAUCCUCAUUUGCAAAUGAGAAAACUGAGACUCAGAGAGAUUUAAAAAUAUGCUUAAAAUCCAAAUCUGUAAGUGGCAGAUCUGGGACUCAAGCAUGGCUCUGUGAGGCUCUAUGGUCUGUGCUGUCCACAUUUAAUUCUCUCUGACCAACUCAAUUUGAGUACCAGAAACCAUUUUGGCUGUAACUUGUCAUCAGCCUCAUCUUGAGAGGCCUAUCCACCAGGUGAUGCCUUGCCUGUAAUCUUUUCUUGACUGCAGAAUUUCUGACACCCCCUCCAAAGCUACGGCUGCACCCUCAGCUUUGGGCACUCCAAGCCCACCCCGAAUCCCACACACCUUCUUAGCACCAGCUCCCAGCUCUUCACCAGCAAUCUGACUGGUGGUUCACUGUCACCUCAUUAUCCCUCCGCUUCCUUCCUCAAAGCUGUACUGAUCCAAAUAGGCCUCUGACAUACGCUAUGGCGUUUCCAAGGGAGUCCUGAUUCUUUUGGAACAGCUGCAUUCAUUCGUUUAUUCAAAUUCAUCCGUGAUGCUUUCUUUCCAGAUUUCAAUCAUUAUUAUUAGCCUGUCUUGAGAUAUCUCUUCUGAUUCUAAAUCUCCCCCUUGAAACAUAAAUAUCAAUAAUAGCUCUAUUAAAUGGAUUCAUGUUUAACAAUACCAGAAAAUGGGUUUCUGUCAGAUCUAUAAUGUAAAUUUUGAUAUUUUUAUACUAUAGAAAUAAAAACUCAUCACAUAUAAUAAUAAAAAUUUCACUUCUAGCUGUUGAAUCUGUGUUGUUGUUUUAUAUUUUAAAUAACUCUAGGCUUUAAAAUAAACAGUUAUAACAUCCCUUGAGGUAUAACACACAUAACCAAGAAUGUACUGAGAAGAAUAUUCAUGAGAAAGUAAGAACAAGAUGUCAAAUCCAGGGUUAUUAUUUAAUAAUUACUUAAUAAGCAUAUUCCAAUAAUAAGCAUAAUUAAGACAUUCUUUUUUAAGUACACAUGUUUAAUAAUUGGAUAAUGGAUUCCUUUAUGAAGUAUUUUGCUCCAAAUCCCAUGCAUUAAUCAUAUAAAAAUUAAAAAAUAUAAAACAUUCAAAAUAAAAUGGAUUACUAUGACCCACUGUCUAAUGACCAAUAACAUUUAUGUACUAAAACAUUAGUACUUAAAACGUUCAGCAGUUAAAAAGCUUUUGAGAUACAUCAGCUUAGGUAUAAAAGGAAAAGCUACUGCUCCUUUAAAAAAAAACUGGGAUUAUUUUUGCUUAAUUGUUUGCAGUGAAUGUCACUUGCAAAGCAGGUGCAGAAGUAUAAUAUCAUAAAGGGCUGUGCAUUUUAUUUUUGCUCCAGAUUGUUACUUACAGGAGCCCAAAAACGUUUCUUUGAAAAAUUAUCAAUUUACUGUGACAGAUAUGCUGAACAAAUUCCAGUAACCUUUGUGCUUGGCUUUUAUGUUACUCUCGUAGUGAAUCGAUGGUGGAACCAGUUUGUGAAUCUGCCCUGGCCAGACAGGCUGAUGUUUCUCAUCUCCAGCAGUGUUCACGGAAGUGACGAACACGGGCGCCUGCUCCGGAGGACGCUGAUGCGCUAUGUCAAUCUCACCUCCCUGCUCAUCUUCCGCUCAGUCAGCACAGCCGUGUACAAAAGGUUCCCCACGAUGGACCACGUGGUUGAAGCAGGUUUUAUGACAGCAGAUGAAAGAAAAUUAUUUGACCACCUCAAAUCUCCUCAUCUGAAAUACUGGGUUCCAUUCAUCUGGUUUGGAAAUCUCGCAGCUAAAGCCCGGAAGGAAGGUAGAAUCAGAGACAGUGUUGAUCUUCAAUCACUGAUGACUGAAAUGAACCGAUUUCGCUCCUGGUGCAGCCUCUUAUUUGGUUAUGACUGGGUCGGGAUUCCGCUGGUUUACACCCAGGUGGUCACGCUGGCUGUCUACACCUUCUUCUUUGCCUGCCUGAUCGGACGCCAGUUUCUGGAUCCCACCAAAGGCUAUGCGGGGCAUGACUUAGAUCUUUACAUUCCAAUCUUCACUCUCCUACAGUUCUUCUUCUAUGCAGGAUGGCUCAAGGUAGCUGAGCAGCUUAUCAAUCCUUUUGGAGAAGAUGAUGAUGAUUUUGAAACUAACUGGUGCAUUGACAGAAAUCUGCAGGUCUCUCUUUUGGCUGUGGAUGAAAUGCACAUGAGCUUACCCAAAAUGAAGAAGGAUAUUUACUGGGAUGAUUCUGCUGCUCGUCCACCAUACACACUGGCUGCUGCUGACUACUGCAUACCCUCGUUUCUGGGGUCAACCGUCCAAAUGGGGUUGUCUGGGUCCGACCUGCCGGGUGACGAGUGGUUGUGGGAUUUUGAGAAGCACGGUCAUCGCCGUUCGGUGAUUAGAAGAGUCAAGAGGUUCCUGAGCGCUCACGAACAUGCCUCAAGCCCCAGGAGGAGAAGCUACGGGAGGCAGGCCAGCGACAGCUCCAUGUUCUUCCCCCCGAGCGACCUCAGCCCAACCAGGGAUCUGCUGGAUGUGCCUCCAAGGAGCCAUCACCGUGCCUCGGCCGCCGGGAAGCACCCCCGGUCUCCAAAGGGGAGUCCCAAGCUGCACUCCAGCCUGGGAGAGCUGUCCACCAUCCGAGAGACCAGCCUGAGUCCACAGUCCAGUGUGAGGGGCUCCCCCACCAAAAUGCCGCAGGUCUCCGAGGUACUGGCCACAGCCACCAAAGCACUCGUGCCUGUGGCAGAGUACGACCACCGUGACUCCACGGCCUCCAUCCAGAGCUCCGACUUUACAGGGGUUCAGCCCAGCAGGCCUGAGCAGCAGGAGGACCCUGUGGGGUCGGUCCCAUUCUCCUCCGAGAAAGGGGUGCCUCCCAGGGACCCUCGUUCCCAGACUGUUCCAGCCAAAGCUGAGAAAAGCAGCCUCAAGUCUGCCUCUGAGGAAGACCCUCAUGAGAAGGACAAGUCCCCCCAAAAGUGGAGGCUCCUGGAGUCCAGCCGCACCUCCCUGGCACGCCUGAGUCUGGAUCCCAUGAACCCUGAGCCACUUCCUUUCUUGGACCCAGAAACAUCCUCAGAGACCAGUGGAAUCACCUUUGCGGCUGGUCCUCGAGUCUCUCCUGAUGUGCUGUAUCUAAUGGAAAACCUGGACACCAAAGAAACGGAUAUUGUAGAGUUCAACAAUGAUCAGACGGAGGAGUCUCCCAAGGGAAGGCCAGAACAUUCUAGGACCUGGUUCUAGCCUAGAGUCUUACUUCCCCAAAAGUUCAAGCGGUAGUUCCAGAACAUACCUGGGGGCUGGUCAAUUUUUUUUGAAAUGAUCAUGCUGUGUAAGCUACUUAAAACUUUGAAGGGCAUUAUGAUACUGACAUUAUGGGAAGAUCAAACACAUUCAUGCUAUCUAACACAAAGUGACUUUCAUGGAAGUUACACAGACCACAGUGAUGUACCUUAAAUAAGGAAUCAUAUAAAUUCAUAGGUUGUUAUAAAUUAUAAAUUCAUAGAUUGCCUUAUAAAUUCAUAGAUUGUUAAGCUUUGAAAAAGGCUUUAUAGAUCGCAGUCUGAUCCCUUAGUUUUGCCAAAAGGGAGAUCAAUGAUUCUCUCUUCCCCUUUUUUUCCCCCGUUUCUUCUUUUCUUCAGUUAUAAAGACAGGGAGAUGGAUCAUAUGAUGCCUCAAAAGCCCCCUCCUAAUGCCAAUUUCCCUGUGUGAGGCUUUCUCACCAUCUCACUCCGCUUUCUAUAACUAUUAUCAUUUCCUAAUUCUUAAGUUUCAUCAGCAUCAGGAAGCUCCAUCUCCCUUCAAUUUUCGUUUCAAUUUUCAGCACUUAAUUUUCCUCUCAUCUGCCUUUAUUUCCUCAUCCUUUUAUCCUUCUCGUGCCCCUAGUCUUGCUCCCUCUCCAGUGACUCUAGUCCAUCCCCCACUUUCAGGCUGUAAUGUUUUCUCCGGCCGACUCUGUUGCUUACUCCUGCCAUGAUUUUCAAGGAGGUUUUGGCAAAGUUUCCGAGGGAGCAAUUAAAGUGUCAGUACACCCAGCCUGACUUCUCGCAGCCUCACAGGAAGGGGCGUGGGAGCUUUCUGUUCCCCACCACCCCCUCUCAGCCGCGGCCGUCUCCUUCUGCAGCCAGUCUUAGGUCCUGAAUACUGGAGAAGCCAUGAGGGCAUGAGAGCUGCAUAACCAAAUGCUUCAGAAGCAAAUAACAAGGUUUGAAACCAUUCCACUCCGACUUUUUAAGUAAAAAUCCCCAUUAUGUCACAACACGGGACCAGUUCCUGUGUCUGGCAGGUUGUCUGGGAUGAAGUAGGGUAUUGGAGCUGGGAGGUUAGGGAGUCCAGGAUCACAAUGGGGAGGGGACAUUGACUAACUUCCUCCAAGGAGUUCUUGGUCUUAUCUGCUGGGGGCUCCCAACUUUGCCCGGAAGGCCAUGUCUAAAGAAUACUGCUCUAUUUCGGUCAUAUGAUGAAGCUUGACUGCAAGCUUAAGAAACAAAAUAAUCCUAAUUGCUACCACUUAUUGAGUGUUCACAAUAGCAUGUAAAGUUCACAGAUAAUCCUACUAAUCCUCACAGGAAUCCCAUGAAUUGAUAUACUAUUAGCUCUAUUAUUUUUUUUUUUAACCUUGGCUCUGACAGUCCCGUUUAUUUUUUAGUUUUUUUUAACUUAUUCAUUUUUUCAUUGAAUGAUAAUUGCUUUACAGAAUUUUUUUGCUUUCUGUCAAACAUCAACAUGAAUCAGCCAUAGGUUCUAUUUUUUACCUAUUUUUAAUCUAUUUUUUAAAGAAGUCUUUUGUUUCUUAAUGUUAGUUAUUAUUCUCUUAUUCAAAUAAUAUACCUUAGACCAAUGCUUGUUUGCUUUCUUUCUUUUUUUUUUUUUUUUUUUUUUUGACUGCAUGUCAUGUGGGAUCUUAGUUCCUGGACCAGGGAUUAACCUCAACCCCCUGCAGUUAAAACCAUGGAGUCUUAACCACUGGAACACCAGGGAAGUCCCUAUCUCCAUUUUAAAGAUGAAGAAAACAGAGGCUUCAGAGAAAUAACUUGACUAAAAUGACCAAACUAGGAAAUGGCAGGGCUCAGAUUCAAGCCCAGGUCUCUCUGACUCAGAGCCCACACUCUGGUCCAGCAUGUUUCAUCCCUCUUCUAUGUUGUCUGUAGGGCCCUGAAUCUGCCAGCAUUUUGCCCAGAAUUCUGGAGGAUGCCCCACGGGAGCUGGGCAUAAGACUCUCCAGCCUUGGAGGCCUGUCCCAGUCCUCCCCGUUGAAGUCCACCUUGACCUUUUAUGCAUGCACACAGGAGGGCAGUGUUCCAGCAUGAAGCCUAGCCAUGGUCCUCUUCAUUUCUGUGACAGAAGAAAAUUAACAGAACCCUCACCUCCCUUCCCCAACUUCUCCCAACAAGCAGUGUUAUACAUAGCACGUUUUUACAAGACAUGGCACCCAACCGGCCACCCCAGCAGCAUGACAGCAAUGACAUUUACUUGAACUAACUUUUUGCGAAGAGCUAAAAGGUCAUAACAUUGGAAGAAAUGGUAUCCUUUGAUGGUUCUCUAUAUUGGUCAACAGUGUUACACCUGGGAAAGGUACCUGCAUUCCUGAAGCAUUAUCUACAGACUAUGAAGUCAGGCCCCAAUGCAACACAGCUAUAACACAGGAUCCCUAACCUUUCCCACACUCUUUUCUUUAAAACACUUACUUGUUUAUUUGGCUGUAUCAGGUCUUAGGUGCAGCACAUGGGCUUCUCUAGUUGCAGAGCAUAGGCUUCUCUCUAGUUGUAGCACGUGGGCUUAGAUGCCCCAUGGUACGUGUGAUUUUAGUUCUCUGACCACAGAUGGAACCCAAGUACCCUGAUUUGGAAGGCGGGUUCUUGCCACUGGACCACAAGGGGUGUCCCUCUUCCGAUCUCUAAAUGCUAUUUUCUUGUAUGUUUCAAUUUAAAUCUUCUAAUCUCUUCUCUUUGGCUUUAUCUAUUGCUCAAAUUCAAAUAAGCUUCUACUUAGCUGCUUUUGAAAUAUAAUCAAUUUCUGUCCCUAAAUCCAAGGUGAUAAAUUAUACACAACUAGAAUCAUACAUUUUGUGGAGGACUAGGAGGGUUCAUUUAUCUUUGGCUCCCUCCACCUUUGUCCAAAGAAUUAUUUAACUUCCUCAGUAUUUCAUCAAAAUUUGAGGUGGCCUCUAUUUCCUCCUUGCACUGAAAACUAAAUAAUGGCUCCUUCAAUGAGUCCAUGUGGUUGAAUUCAGCUAUAAAUUCCUGCCAACAGUUGCCUAGAUCAGAUGAAGAAAUUCCCUAUAAAGUGAGUUUAUGGAGACAGACCGAAGUGGCAAAAACAAAAUAAUUUCUUCUCCUGUGCCUGAUUUUAUUGUCCGCCAAGCCCAUUUUCACCUAAAUUCUGGAAACUUCCACCUGCUGGAUGAAUGUUCAUAACAACCAGCAGCUUAGUCGUUUGGGCUUAUCCUUUCCAAGAACAGGCUCAGCUCUGCUCUGCAUUAAAUGUAAUCCGCAAGCCAGAGGUGCAAUGAGGCCAAGCCCUACUUAUUGCAUUCUCCUUCUGUUCUCCAGAAAUGACAACUCUGCCCUGAUGCUUGGGUCCACAGGUCAGUAAAGAUAAAGGCCCAGGAGCUUUUUCUCUGUCAUCUAAGAAUUUAGGGAUAACUGCCCACUCCAAAACAAAGAAGGCUGUUCUCUCCUCUCUGUAAUGGUCCUGUCUAUUUCUUGGGUCACUGCCUUCACUACUCCAGGCAUCCACUGCAGCCCAGCUCAGCUAAACUCUGGAAAAUAUAUUUUAAAUAGAAUGGAGAAAUAUAUAAUUUACCAUUAGUCUAAAGAAAAAACUCACUUAACCUUCGUACACCUCUCUUUUUAAGUGUUUCCCCCUCUAGCUUCCUCCUUCUCCAGAGAAACUGAUUCAAUCCUCAGUCAUCAUUCUGAGAUCUUCCUAUCAUAAACUCUGCUGUCUGAGAAUUUGCUGAGGCCAGGCAGCCAUGUGGUAUGACAGAGACGCCCAGUGUGUGGCUCGUCUCCCAGGGGCUUUGUGAACUUCAGUGAUUCAGUGAGCCCCCUCCUUCUGUCUCUCAUAUUCCUAUCUGUGAAAUGGGUUCUUCUCUGCCCCACCUCACUGGCCAUCGUGACAAAUUGAGGGAGUUUAUGUGAAAGGCAGGGAGCCCCAGGCAGCACUGUGUGGGUGAUGGGUCUGACUGGGAAUUGAUGUCUCCAUAGAUCUGGCACAAACUGCAGAAAAAAAGACAUCAGUCAUUUGCUUAUCAGGAUCCCCUGUUUUCCAGGAUUCUAAUCUCCUUCAUCCAGAAAGCUUCCAGUUUCUCUUUUGACUUCAUUUCCUCCCCCCAAAUGCUUCUUGAUGUCUCAUACAUCCUCCUUUUCUCCAGUUUUUCUCAUUCCUUCAGUCCCCACAAUAGACCAGCCUCAUCACCAUGGUGACAAACUCUGCCCCUAACCCAUUUUACAUAUCAAUUCUCUCAAUCAAAAUGUGGAACUAGAAAAUUUCCUGGCUGUCCAGUGGUUAAGACUCUUGAGUUUCCACUGCAGGUGCUGUGGGUUUGAUCUCUUAGUUAGGGAACUAAGAUCCCAUAAGCUGUAUAGUGCAGCCAGGAAAAAAAAAAAAAGAAUUAGAACAUGGAGAUGUUCUAAUCUAAUUUAAAAAAAAGUGGAACUAGAGAAUGAUCAAUUGCAUUUGUCCUUUUCACUACAAUUCUAGAGGAUUUAACCUUCUUUUUUGUUUUGCUUUCUUUGAUUUUUUUAUUCUCUAGUUUUGGGGAGUGGCAGUUUCUCUCUACUUGCUUCUCAUUGCAGUGGUUUCUCCUGUUGCCAAGAACUGGCUCUAGAGCGCACAGCUCAGUAAUUGUGACACACAAGCUUAGUUGCCCCUUUGCGUAUGGAAUCUUCCUGAACCAGGGAUCAGACCCAUGUCCCCUGCAUUGGCAGACAGAUUCUUAACCACUGGACCACCAGGGAGGCCCGAGGAUUUAACAUCUCUGGUUUGCAAUUAGAAGACCCUCUUAGGGCAUCAAUCUUCCUAAACCUGGCCCUAUAUCAGUUAAGAGUGAAUAAUAACUACAACUAUAAAAGAAAUUUCUAAACAAGAGCAAAAUUAAAAUCUAAUUCCCUUCCCUCUUCACAAUCAUCCUCUACACGACCAACCUCAGUCAUUUUCUGAUGUGCCCGUGCUGUGGUGUCAAUAGGAAUAACGAAAGAUUUUCCUCAUUUUGUCUUUCAAACAAUCUCAGGUAGAUCGUCAAUCCUUUCACAUGCUUUCCAUUUUUCUUGGUUCUAUGAACCCUAAUUUUUAGGACAGUAUUUUCAUGGCAAUGAUUAUUGAGUCAAAAGAAGCCAUUCAAGAAUACCAAGAUUGUUCUUGUAUUGCGAAUCUUAGACAACCCCAGCUGUGGCAAAAAGAAAACUGAAGCAAUUACCCUGGAAAACAGGGGCACAAAAAACACAUUGACCUUAAUUACUCUAUUAAAUCUGUGUGGAGAUUUUGUUUUUGUGUUUUGUUUCUGAAUUAGUUCAGAAAAUGGGCCUCAGUUCUCCUUUCACCACAAGUAGAUUUGGCCAGAUGAUUACCUAGAACCAUCUUUUCUGUUUGUUUCACUUUGUUUUUGGCUGUGUGCCGUGCAGGAUCUUAGUUCCCCAACUAGGGAUCGAACCUGUGCCCCAGCACUGGAACCAUGGAGUCUUAACCACUGGACCACUAGGA